Messenger RNA from Uncinocarpus reesii 1704, 2256 nucleotides. RefSeq lists its product as uncharacterized. The coding region runs from base 1 to 2256 and encodes 751 amino acids. The record is from RefSeq and is a predicted model, not a curated record. The transcript has a single exon. Gene Ontology annotation, molecular function: beta-N-acetylhexosaminidase activity. Gene Ontology annotation, biological process: carbohydrate metabolic process. NCBI's taxonomy places the organism in Eukaryota, Fungi, Ascomycota, Eurotiomycetes, Onygenales, Onygenaceae.
AUGUUUCUCCGGCUAUGUUUAUUCCUAGCAGCAGCAUCUGCGUUGCAAACACUCCCUCCAGUCGAAUUUACUGCUAGACCAGGAGAAGGGUUCUCAAUUUCUUCAGCACCCAAGACCGUUUACGUCGAUUCCAGUUUCGCAGAGACAAAGGACAAGGACGGCUUGAGCCUUAUCCCGCCUUCAGCAUACGAGUUCGCUGAAACGUUUAUCGGAGACCUUGGACAGAUUUCAGGCACUGACUGGAAACUCGAGCGCCUUGAGAGGGUCCCUGAAGAUGGAAAGGGCAUAUAUCUUGGUAGAUUUAGAGGCUCGGUAGACAAUCUCACUUAUCAAAACGGUGAGCAUACAGAAGAAGCCUAUGAACUGGAGGUUGGGGGCGCACGCGUUUAUAUCGGUGGCACUGGAGCUCGUGGCAUGUGGUGGGGAACUCGAACGCUUUUACAGCAACUUCUGCUUGCUGGCAAUGGCCAACUCCCUGCCGGAAGAGCUGUAGAUGUCCCGGCCUAUGUCACCCGAGGAUACAUGCUUGACUGUGGCCGCAAAUGGUACUCAGCGUCAUUCCUGAAGGAGAUGUGCGCGUUCGCCUCCUUUUUCAAGAUGUCCGAAUUUCAGUAUCACCUCAUGGACAACUAUCCACUCAACCGGGGCCGGAAUGAAACCUGGAAUCAGGUUUACUCGCAUUUUUCUCUCAGACCAGAGAACCCGGAGUUAAGACCCCUUGUGGAUAGAUGGAACGAAACAGUCUCACGAAACGAAUUUGAGGACCUCCAGAAGCAUUGUGCUUCGCGCGGUGUGACUGUGAUCCCGGAGAUUGAAGCACCCGGUCAUUGCCUUGCAAUUACGAAAUGGAAGCCUGAACUUGCUCUGCUGAAGAAAGACUUGCUGAAUCUGACACACCCGGAUGCUAUCUCAACAGUUCAGGCCAUUUGGAAAGAAUUCCUCCCUUGGUUCAAAACCAAAGAAGUUCAUAUCGGCGCCGACGAAUACGAUCCAACAUUGGCCGACGUGUACAUCACCUAUGUAAAUGAGAUGGCCAAAUUCAUCAAAUCAACCGCGAGCAAAAGUGUUCGCAUCUGGGGAACUUACGAGCCGUCCGAGACUCUAGCCAUCGACAAGAAUGUCAUUAUCCAGCACUGGCAAUAUAACCAAUCUGACCCAUAUGAUCUUGAGCCAGCGGGGUAUAACAUCAUCAACUCUGAAGACUGGGUUGUGUACAUGUCCAUUAAGAACGAUCACACUCCAAUUUUCCCCGCCCGCUAUCCUCAAUUCUAUAACGUUUCGCGGUCCUUCCAUUUUGCCAACAAGGAAGAUUGGCAAUGGGAGCCGUCGCUCCUGGAUCCAUACAAUAUCACAGAGCAAAUGAACCCUAAUGCGAAAGGGCUCAAAGGCGCUAUCAUGGCGGCCUGGAACGACAAUGGGUAUGAUGCCAGCACCCAGCUGGAAGCGUAUUAUACCAUGAAGGCCGGCAUCCCACUAUUGGCAGCAAGAUCCUGGAGCGGUAGCCGAGGCAGACGACUUGAUGAGGCCACUUUCCUCGAAUCAUCGAAACUUCUCAGCGAUAACGCGCCAGCUCAGAAUUUGGAUAGACGGCUGGCUGUCGAACUCAAUGGCAAGAGUCCUCCGGGUCCGUUACUCGUUUGGAGGCGUAGCACGAGCGUUCCGAAUGACGGGCGAUAUAUCCUUGGCUACGGCAGCAAGGGAAUGAACUAUAGUCUAACGCUUGAAGUAACUGGGCCAUUCACCCUCUCUUCAAACGAUAGCGUGCUUUAUCUGGACCAAAAUGGAAGCCUGGUGUUCUCAACCGAUGGAAUUCCUUACCCCCUGCGUCACGUUGGUGAAGAGGAUGGUUUUGACCUGGGUCAUCCAGGUCGUAUCUGGACGAACUCUAGCAAUUCAAGCCAUGAGCCAGUCAAAGUGCCUUUAGCGGCAAAUAUCACCAUCAAAACAGAUAUUCUUGGUGGUAGCCGCGUGUGGGUUAACGACAGUUUUGCUGGCCGGUUUGAAGUCUUCGUUUUUGGAGGGAAAAAUAUGUUCUUUUCCUGGAGUCAAAUGGCAUUUGCCGCACCUCUAGAUCAGCUUGAGGGAGGGAUUGAGGCCAUCACCGUAGCCAGAUAUAGCCCUGAGGAUCCGCCAACAAGACCAAGCGAAGGGACUGCAACACCGACACCAAGGGUGUCCGCAGCGUCCGGGUUGUGGUGGAGAUCAGCUGUAGAAGCAGUCGUGGGUGCCGCUGUUUUGUAUAUUAUCAUCUUUUGA